Molecule: messenger RNA, 3929 nt
Organism: Cuculus canorus (common cuckoo)
Lineage: Eukaryota; Metazoa; Chordata; Aves; Cuculiformes; Cuculidae
Gene: CSF3
Product: colony stimulating factor 3
Exons: 5
Coding region: 308-913 (201 amino acids)
Biological process (GO): immune response; positive regulation of cell population proliferation; positive regulation of myeloid cell differentiation
Cellular component (GO): extracellular region
Molecular function (GO): growth factor activity; cytokine activity
Source: RefSeq, a predicted model, not a curated record
CAGCGCCCAACAUCUACCCUGGUGCCAGGGCUCCCCUGGGCACCCAUCGCUGCUCCGAGGGGCACCGGUGGCCGGGAAAGCCCCACAGGCUGGAAGGUGUGGGCAGCGGCCGGAGCACCCGGCUCCCAGGAUUUGCAUGUUGGUGAUUAAGACAAUGAAGCAAUCGUCACUGUUGCCACAUCAGUGUGAAUCCCCCGGAGCCCGCUAUAAAUGCCCUAAUCGAUGAGGCCGCGCAGAGCCGGGGCAGGAGGAGCUGUGCUGGACCAGGCCAGGCUCGCAGAGAGGAGAAGACACCGAGCCAGGCAUCAUGUGCUCCCUCACCCGAGCGCUGGCGCUGGUUGCGCUGCUGUGGGCGCCGUGGCGGGCGCUGGAUGGGGCGCCGCUGGCCGAGCUCUCGGGGGACCAGGACUUCCAGCUCUUCUUGCACAAGAACCUCGAAUUCACCCGCAAGAUUAAGGGGGACGUGGCCGCGCUGCAGCGCGUGGUGUGCGACACCUUCCAGCUGUGCAAAGAGGAGGAGCUGCUGCUGGUGCGGCAGGACCUGAGCAUCGCGCAGGCACCGCUGGAGCAGUGCCACAGCCGCACCUUCCAGGCGGAAGCCUGCUUCAGCCAGAUCCGCAAUGGGCUCCGCAACUACCACAGCUCCCUCGCCACCGUCCUGGAGCUGCUGCCCACGCAUGCCGGCCUGGUGGAGACCCUGCAGCUGGAUGCUGCCAACCUCUCCUCCAACAUCCAGCAGCAGAUGGAGGACCUGGGCUUGGCCACGGUGACGUUCCCCACUGAGGACCGGAGCCCCCUCCCCGUCUUCUCCUCCCGCUUCCAACACCAAGUUGGCGGCUUCUUCAUCCUGGCCAACUUCCAGCGCUUUCUGGAGACGGCGUACCGAGCGCUGCGGCACCUCGCCCACCUCUGACAACCCGGCUCUGCAUCACCGCACCCUAUUUAUGUCCCAGCCUGAGUGACCUUCCCAGCUUUUCCGCUCUUUUACUAUUUAUCGCUAUUUAAUAUUUAUCCGGCGGGGAUGCUCCCCCGCCCAGUGGUCCCAGAGCAGGGACGCUGGCAUCUGUGCACGGUUAUCCGUGCACAGCAUCACCUUUGUUUAAUAUUUAAACAAAAGCGUAUCUCUGCUAUGAGGUUCAGGAGCCGCGGCUGAGCCCUGGCAGCUGCCGUGGGCACCGCGUGUGCCUCAGUUUCCCCACGGCUUGCACAAGGCGCUGCGGGUACCCCCUAGCAUCCCGCCUGGCCGAGGGAAAACCAUCUUCAUCCAUGGAUGAAGCUACUUCAGAGCAUUUCCCUACCUGGGCUGCAGCCUGCAGGGAUGGCUCUGAUGGCUGUUAUUGCUAUUAGGCAUAGUUACAUUAAUUAAUAUUUAUUAGCCAUUAGGUAAGGACGACGGAGGAGCCGUAGGGAUGCGGCAGCCUCUCAGGAUGAGGCUUUUCCAGGGGAGCUCCAACACCUUUGAGAGGGCUGAGGCUUUGCUCUGCCAGCGCCUGUCCCCCUUCCCUGCUGAACUCGAGUAUUUAUCGCGGUUUAAUUUAUUUGCACCCAUCUCCCGGUCCCGGGGAAGCCGCUCCUGUCUGCCCUGAGCCCGGCACAGCCUCCGGUCUCGUGGCUGUGCCAGCAGCUCCCGCCGGCCCACGCAGCCGUAUUUGUAUAUGGGAAAUUUCACAGCCCACCCCGGUGUUUUGUACUGUAUUUAUUGCCGCAGCUGGGUCAGCCCCAGCCAAACACACGCUAAGGGUUUUUUUUUUUAUAUGUGAUAAAAAAAUGGAAAUAAACUCUAUUUUUGCCUUUCCUGCCGUCUCCUGCCUGCGUGGGGUGGGAUUCUGCAUGACGAGGGGACACAGGGACAGAGAUGGGACACAGGGAAUGGGUUCCUUUCCACCGUGGCCGCUGGCACCGGCUCAGCAGUGCCCAGUUGUGGUGCAAACCAGCAUCUCUGGUGCUCCUGCCCCCUGAACCGCAGCACAAACCUUCCCAAGGGCCAGGAAGCACCCGUGGGUGGCUGGGUGCAGUUGCCCGGGGGUGGCAGCUUCCUCCUGCAUCCGGCAGCACCAAUUAGGCAAGAGCUGAUUCCUAGAAAGCGCUGGAGCCUGGCAGUGCCCAGCUGGCAGCUCAGGGCCAUGGGGAGCAUCCCCGGCACUGGCACCACACCGGGACCUGCCGGCAGCUGACGUGGGGGCUCACGAACGCCCCGGCAGCGCUGAGCAUCCCCAUCCCAUGCAGGGAGGGCUGGGAGAACGAGAAUGGGUGUGAUGAGUGCUCAAGGGCUCUGCAAAGGCAGCUGAGCCGGACACUCUGGCCUCACCACAGACCUUGGGGUGGAACCUGGUCACCUCUCUUUCGCUGCUGCCGCAAGGAGAAUCAGCCCCACAGCUGCCCGAGGAGCCCUCCCAGCAUCACUGCCCUGGGAUGGCACUUCCAGCAGUGAGAAACCUCAGGUGGAUGGACAAACGGACGUGCCCAAGCGAAACCAGCAGAACCAGAGGACCUGGGAAGCCCCCACCGUGGCCAUCCCCAGCUGGCCCGCGGCAUCGCCCCGCUCCUUCAGGGGUGUUUGGCCACCCUGGGCUGUCCCUGCGCUCCCAGGCUUGCACCAACCUGGCUUCCUCCCACUGGUCCCAUGCUCGUCAGCAGCCCUGCACGGUGCCCAGCCUGGCCACAGCAGAGACGAGCCCCGGUGGGUGCUGGGGGUCCCUGCUCCUGCCCUUCCUCCUCUUUUCCUGUCCUGGGAAGGGGCAGGCAUGAAGCUGGAGCCCCACUGCCAUCCACCACUCCAUCCCACCACCUCAGGGAAGCCACCACUGCCUGGGCUUGUUUGGCCACAGCCCCUGCGUAGCAGCUCCUGGGAGAGCAACCAGCAAGAGGUAUUGCUCCUUCCUCGCUUAUCGGCGCUUACAGGAAACCCCUUCUGCUCCAGCCCUUUCCCAGAAGGUGAAGCGCCAGGCGCCAAUAGGGAGCGUGGGGCUGCCGCUGGCAAAUAUUGACAGAGCCUGGAAGGCCAAGAGCGCCAGGGCUGCUCUUUGCUCCGAGCUAACGGUAAAGAGCCGCCCCUGGGCAAGCGGGAGCUGCCGCUGGACCAGGGCUGAGGUGCCUGGGAACGUCGGUGCCAGCUCAGUGCAGGACGCAGGCCUGGUGGGGAGCAGCACUGGCUGUGGCACAGCACGACAAGGCUCCUCCGCUCACCGCAUCGGGGUCUCUCCCUCCAGGGAAGUCUAUGAACAGCUAAGAGCUGAGAUCAUCCCGGGGAUCAGGAGCAGGCAGGCCCUGAAUCACCAUCCCACUGCCUUUUUCCCUGCCAGCACUGAUCUAAGCCCCGUGCACCGCUCCAGGACCUUCCCGUGCCGCCUAUCCUGUAGCACCGUCAAAACACUUGCUUCAGAGCCCCCCAAAAUGGGGGCUGUGAACCCCACUGAAGCCAAGGCAGGGCAGGAGGCACAGCCCAGCCCCACGGAUGCGGCUGGGACCCAGCUCAGAGCCGAGGCACCCUGAGGGGAAAGCUGACGCCCCACUCCCCAGGCACCGCUUCCCCCUUUCUUGUGAGUCAAGCAGAAAAUACAAAUGAAAGGAUCAGAGGCAAAGCCACCCCAGCUCUGCCACCCCCUCAGGGUUGGGGUUUCAUGACAGCGACUGGUGGAUUCACCACCAAAGCAGCUGACUGGGAGCUGGGACACCCCCGCAGAGGAGCCUCUCCCAGCAUGACGCCAGUGCAGCACUGGUGAGGCCGCGGUUACCAUGCUCACAGCCACGGAUGCGGGGUGAACCUACGCUCACGUGGAAGAAUUUCCAACAGGAAUUCGCUUGCAGCUUACAGAGCGGCAGGAAAGCAUGUCCGCUCCAUCCAGCCGCACACCUGCAGCUGGUGAGACGCAGGAACCCACUUCCAGAGGGGAGCAUCACGGGCAGCCCAUCGUCCUCCCAGCUUCUCU